UCUUCAUCUUCCAGGCCAAUAGAUUGAAAAACUUUCAAUCUGACGUUCUUUCUUUGAGGUGUAAAUGGAUUCUCAGCAGUUGUGCGAUGUUGAAUGCUUUAUGAUCCUCGAGGAGAUUGUGGUGCAUUCGUAUAUUGUCCUUAUUUGCUAUUUUAUGGCUAUUUACAGCAUGUUAUUAAGAAACCAAUCUAGAAAUAGACGGGUCAUUCGAUAUUGUAUGAGUGCUAGAAUUCCUAAAAUCUUGUCUCAUCUAAAUGUUCUCAUUCGUGACAAUGAUAUUGUAUGUAUUGACAAGCUUAGGAUGGAUAGAAAUGCCUUUCACAUUUUGGCCUCCUUAGCCAAGAAUAUUGGAGGGUUGACUGAUAGUAAAAAUAUGUCGAGUACUGAAAAAUUAGCAAUGUUCUUAAAUAUUUUGGCUCAUCAUGAAAAGAACAGGUCUGUCAAAGUUGAUUAUAUUAGAUCGGGGUGGAGUGUAAGUCGAGCCUUUAAUGAAUGUCUAAGAGCUAUUCUUAAACUAACUCCAUUGUUACUUGUUAAACCUAAUCCGGUACUCGAAGAUGAUACUGAUGAUCGAUGGAAAUGGUUUAAGGUAGGUAAAUUUCAAUCUAACAUUUGAUUUACUACAACAAACUUGAAAUAUUAUGGUGAAAGUAUUUUUACUUUUAAUAGUCCUUUAGUAUUUAGAGUUGAAUUUAUCUUAUAGGGUUGUCUUGGUGCAUUGGAUGGUACUUACAUUUCCAAUAGAGUUGAAGCAAUAUAUAAGCCAAGAUACAGAACACGAAAAGGAGAUAUAGCAACUAAUGUCUUGGGGGUUUGUGAUAGAAAUCUCAACUUCAUUUAUGUAUUACCUGGUUGGGAGGGAUCAGCCGUUGAUGGUCGCGUAUUGCGAGAUGCUGUUGUACGAAGAAAUGGGUUGAAAGUACCUCAGGAUUGAAAUGGCUAGUUCUACUGCUGCAGCAUCUAACACGUCCAGAAAGAGGGCAAGAAAAUCAACACCUUCAUCUCGAAGGGUAUGGACUCCAGAAGAGGAACUUACUCUUGUAGAUGGAUUAAAAGAAUUGUGUGUUAAUGGUUGGAGAGGAGAUAAUGGAACCUUAAGACAUGGAUAUUUAAUGGAAUUGGAACACUACAUGAAUGCUCGUCAUCCUAACUGUGGAUUGAAAUCUCUACCACAUGUUGAUUCUAAAAUAAGAGCAUGGAAAAAGAGUUAUGCAACAAUAUCGUUGCUAAAGAGUCGAAGUGGUUUAGGAUUCCAAUAUAGUGAUGGAAGUAUCUUAGUUGAUGAUCCUAAAGCUUGGGAUGACUUGAUAAAGGUUGAUCCAAAUGCCAAGUCAAUGAACUUAAAAAAAUGGCCAUUAUUUGCUGACUGGGAAAUGAUAUUUGGCAAGGAUAGAGCUACUGGAGAGUUUGCUGAUGGGCCAGAAGAUGCUGUUGAAGAAAUAGAAAGAAUUGAAGCUCAAGAAAUUACUGAUGGCAUGUCUGUGGGAUUUCCUAUUGAUGUUGUCGACGUAGAUGAUGCUUCAGGCACAAGAGAAGAUCAAGCUGCUCAAGAGGAACCUAAUGUAUCAGCUGGAGCAACACAAAGUCCAUUUACUACUCAAGAUGAACCUAAUGAAUCAACUGGAGCAGCACAAAGUUCAUUCACAACUCAAAAAGGUGAAACCCAUCAAUCUCAGAAACAAGGUAAUAGUUUUAAAGCAUCAUCUUCUAAAGUCAACGAAAAAGGUAGAUGCAAAAAAAGAAAAACAACUGAAGAUGAUAAUGAGACUGUUCUUAAAGGUUUGAUGGAGGUGAUGAAACAAUUCACUGAAAGCCAUGACAAAAGGAUGGCUUCUUUAAUUGACAAGCUAGGAGAGCGUGAUCUAUCUGAGAUUCGUGGUAAGAUAUUUUCUAUUAUUGGAUCCCCUGCAUUUGAAAUAUACAACUCAGAUGAACGAGUCAAGGCAGCAAUGGGAAUUACUCAAGAUAUAAAGAGGAUGGAAUUCUUCUUAAGCAUCAGUGAACUUGAACGCCACAGUAUGAUAUGGAUGAUUAUUAAUGAUAAGCUUUAAAUCAUUGAUGGUUUUUGUGUAGCUAU
Solanum verrucosum is the source of this 2077-nucleotide messenger RNA. RefSeq names its product protein ALP1-like. The record is from RefSeq and is a predicted model, not a curated record. NCBI's taxonomy places the organism in Eukaryota, Viridiplantae, Streptophyta, Magnoliopsida, Solanales, Solanaceae. The coding region runs from base 936 to 2051 and encodes 371 amino acids. The transcript is spliced from 4 exons.